Molecule: messenger RNA, 909 nt
Organism: Closterium sp. Naga37s-1
Lineage: Eukaryota; Viridiplantae; Streptophyta; Zygnematophyceae; Desmidiales; Closteriaceae
Source: the annotation of a GenBank genome assembly
AUGCACAACACUCUUCAGUUCGUGCAGGAUCAGCUCAAGAAGCAGGAGAAAAGCAUCUCUGUGCUUCAGACCCAGUACAGGGAGAUCCGGCGUGGAAACCUCUACCAGCCUGCUCCUGCAGCAGAGCGAGUCGCCAACGCCGCUAACAGCCGUGCUGCACCUCCUGAUGCACCUCCUGCUGUUCCUCCUCCUACUGGAGCACGUGCUGAGCCUCCUACUGCAGCAGCAACUGCCUUUGGCUCCUGCCCUUCGGCCCUGCCUCGUUUUGUCCAUGGCAAGACCGACGUCGAGACUUGGCUCUCCAUUGCGGAGGACUUUAUGUCCAUCCACAAUGUGCGUAGCGAGGCUCGUGUGGUCGCUGCAACCCUUGCCCUGGACGACACUGCGAGCAAGUUGGUGUAUGCCAACAAGCGCCACGCAGAGGCUAAUGGCCAUCCUUUUGGCUGGGAGGAGUUCAAAGCUGCCAUGCUGGCGGCAUUCCUGAGUCAGCCCCCGGCGGUCGAGGUGCGUAGCCGCCUGGAGAACAUCCAGUGCGGUGACCAGCCUGUACGCGAGUACGCCAAGGAGUUUGAGAAAACUCUGUCGCUGCUGAAGACUGCUCUUCCUGAGAGCGAGGUCAUCCACCAGUUCUUCAAGGGUCUCCCUGAGCACAUCAAGCGUGUGCAUGUUGUGCGCGGGGAGCACCAGUGGAGGACCUACAAGGAGUGCAAGGAGCAGGUCAUUGACACGGAUGAUCCUCAGGAUGAGGAUAAGUCCCCGGCAGGCUGCCGCAUCUGUGGCAAGCUCGGGCACAAGUCCUAUCACUGCCGUUGGAGGAAGUCCGUCAAGAACUCCGGCAAGCCCAACCAGGGCAAGAAGCCGGAUGGUUCUGGCCCUUCGGGCCCGAAGGAUUUUCCGAAGUCCAACUAG